This is a messenger RNA of Colletotrichum navitas, 708 nucleotides long. RefSeq lists its product as uncharacterized. Lineage: Eukaryota; Fungi; Ascomycota; Sordariomycetes; Glomerellales; Glomerellaceae. The transcript has a single exon. Bases 237 to 431 code for a protein of 64 amino acids. The record is from RefSeq and is a predicted model, not a curated record.
AAAGAGGAAGCCCGCUAAGAUGAAAACAAUCUUGGCCACUUCUCAGUGUAUUCUGGAGCUGACUACGAUGAUUGCGGUAGAGCCUCGCAUGGUUUCAUCUUACAUUGAGGUACAUAUAUCUCCUUCUGGCUAGGAUCAUCACUUUUCUCUUUAGCUAUAGGCUCCUCGUUAAAAUGCACAUUACCGUCUUGUGCGUGCUCUUUGACGUUAUCAUUCAUGACCUGCAAUAGCUAAACAUGUCCUCCCACUUGUUACCACUUGACAUCGUUGGAAGCUACGUUAUAAGCCUAGAAUAUUCUAGUGGCGACCUGCUGCCGGGAUCGCUUAUCGCCGGGUGUGCCCGAAUUGCGCGGCAUCAUGUGAACGAGAUUCGAAACUCCAAAUCGGAAAUUUUAGUAGCUCCGCAGCAUCAGCAGCGGCAUUUACUAUAGUACCUCGCGCAGUGAGUUCCAAGCUUCAAGAUAGCUAGCAAGUCAUAGAGGCAAGGGCCGUGACCAAGGAUUUCUCGGGUGUAAGUUCUCAUGACCUGCUGGUUAACAAACUUCAAGCUAGCAUUCUGGGGGCGUUGGCAAGCCGAACUUUAUCCUCUGGUCUAUACUUCUCCUUUGAUAAUGAAGUGGACCAGGUGUCUCCAAGUACUCUUAUGGGAAUCGAUGUGAUGGUUAUUUUCAGCUACCUCUUGCCCAAUCUGAACCCCAUGUUCUAGGU